Messenger RNA from Leptonychotes weddellii (Weddell seal), 375 nucleotides. The record is from RefSeq and is a predicted model, not a curated record. Lineage: Eukaryota; Metazoa; Chordata; Mammalia; Carnivora; Phocidae.
CCGCCGCCGUCCCAGCCGCCGCGCAUUGUGCAGCAGGCGGCCCCUGCGCGGUAGGGCCCUGGACCCGCGCGGCUCCUGGGGAUGGUGAGCAAGGCGCUCCUGCGCCUCGUGUCUGCCGUCAACCGUAGGAGGAUGAAGCUGCUGCUGGGCAUCGCGCUGCUCGCCUACGUAGCCUCUGUUUGGGGCAACUUCGUUAAUAUGAGGUCUAUCCAGGAAAAUGGUGAACUCAAAAUCGAGAGCAAGAUUGAAGAGAUCGUUGAACCACUAAGAGAGAAAAUCAGAGAUUUGGAAAAAAGCUUCACCCAGAAAUACCCGCCAGUAAAAUUUUUAUCAGAAAAGGACCGUAAAAGAAUUUUGGUAAGUUUGCACAUCUGA